GGGCUGAGCGAAUACAAAAGAAACUUCAAAUGGAAAACCCCAGAGUUUUGUAGCCCAUCCCAACAGCAGAAAUCCUUGUGGGCAGGACUUCGGUCGGAUCAGUUUGGAAUCACAAGAGAACCAAACUUCAUUUCCAAGAGAAGGGUACCUUACCAUAAUCCACAGAUUUCAAAGUCCUUUGAAUGGACAGCAGAUUGUGAUUUGAAUGACCCACUUGAAACUGAGGCUCUUAAGACUGCAGAGUUGCACACAGACCACAACAACAAUGAUGUGAAUCAGGAAAAAAUUGAAACACCAGAAGGACCCAGACUUGCCCCAAAAGUUCAGUCACAUGCAGGAGAUUCUAAAGGUGAAACAGGUCUUGCCCUUGCAGAAAACAGCAUGAAGAGAUCACCCUCUGCAGCUCCGCCAAAUCAAAAUGAAGUUGCAUGUCCAAAAAAGGAAUUUGAAAAAAUGAGUAAUGGUCUUCACAGAGUCCUUCAGAGGAAGGCAGGCAUGAAUAUUUCACGUUUAAAUACUUUGCCUAGAAAUUCUGAGUAUCAAAGCCAAUUUGUUUGGAAGAGUCCUCAUGAAAAGUCACCAAUACUUGCAGCUGAACAGGUUAUUUGCAACUCCAGUAAACCCAUAGCUCCAUUUAAAUCUCCUGCAAUUACUUCUGAAACUGCGUAUGAGAGAAACUUCAAAGAGUCUCCUCCUGUUAAGGGUCCACAAGAGAAAGAUGGUUCAGAAGAGAAAGAAUUGCCGGUUGGUGAACGAAGUAAGAGGGAAGAACCAUUUCAAAAGCCAGCAGAAGAUGCAGCAAAACAAGGGAAAUCAGAACAGAAACAUCCUAAACAAAAAAAUAAGCAACAUAUCAGUCCAAAGCCCCCCUCUUUACAUACAAGUCGUGGGAAGAUGAACACUGAAUAUAGGUCAAAAUUUUUGUCUCCAGCCCAGUAUUUCUACAAAGAUGGAGCUUGGUCUCGUAUUAGGAGUAAAGUUCCCAAUCAGGUGUCUCAAAACACCCUAAAUUUCAUGUGGUAUAUGGAGGUAAGAGAACUUCGAGAAAGAGCAAAGGCUUACAGGCAACGCGUAGAGGGAACACACUUCUCCCGAUACCAUCUCAAUCAGAUCCUGUCCGAUAAUAACAGUCUCUGGGAUGUGUCCUCAAAUUCCAGUUCAGAAGAAGGCAUCAGCAAUAACAUCAGAGCACUAGAUCUUGCUGGGGUUUCUGAAAAAGAGGCUGCACCGAGCCCCAAAAUGCUGCAGCAACCUGACUCCAGAGAACAGCCACACCAGCCCAGCACUGAGAAGACAGACAUGUCAGAUGCUUUAACUGUUCCAGUAAAAAGGCGUUUAGCUUGGGGUGAACAAGAAGGUACUGAAGAAAGGGAGAAUUGGCAGUCAACGGAAGAGGAAGUAAAACAAGAUGAACAGGCUGCAGUUGUGGCUCAGCAGUUAGAUGGAAACACUAAGGUUGCCAGUGAAGAUAAGAAAAUUGAAGGUGAGAAUGCCUUAGCAUUGAAUUCUUCUGCAGCCGCGUCAGAUUCUUCUUCUGUAUCCUCGAGGACAGGUGGCAGGCUUCCUACUCCGAAGCUGAGAGCGCUUGGUGGAGCUCAGAGGACUCAUCAUGAUCUCACUACCCCAGCCGUUGGAGGUGCGGUUCUAGUAUCUCCUCCUAGAUUCAAGGCUUCAUCUUCACAGCAGAGAACACGAGUUUUAGAACCAGACUCUUCUUCAGCUAAGCAAGGUGCAAGAGAAACUUCAAAAAGGAGGUCUUUCCGGCCUGAUGUGGAAGUGGAAGCUGUUUCACUCCUUACUUCUCCACCUGCUGGGCUGGGAACUUUGGAUCCUCUGCCACUUAGGCAGGAUCUGCAGCCUCCUAACAGUGUUUCUGAUGAGCAAGUUCCUCUUGCUUCAGCCCAUCAAGAGCGUUCCUCUACACCUCCUGUGCUGAAGUCAGCCAAAAGCUGCCCUAUGCCUUGCUGGAGUCCCUCUCGUCGUAUUCAAGGGACUCUCAAAGAUCCAGAAUUCCAGCAUACUGGGAAUGUUGGCAAUCCAAAAACGAGACCUUUCCAGUUACCCCUUCAGGAAAGAAACUAUAAUGAUGAAGAUGACAGGUUGUCUCAGAUUUCUGCUCACUCAGCAGCAUCUAGCUCGCUUGCAUCUCAGAUACUGGAACGAGCUCAGAAGAGGAAGGAUUUCUGGGGCAAGACAUAA
Molecule: messenger RNA, 2199 nt
Organism: Tauraco erythrolophus (red-crested turaco)
Lineage: Eukaryota; Metazoa; Chordata; Aves; Musophagiformes; Musophagidae
Source: RefSeq, a predicted model, not a curated record